AUGAUUCUCGUUAUCUUCGCCGUUCGUGCGGUCCUGCGUCCCCUCGCUCGACCUUCCCGGACGGCAGUGACAAUUUACCCGACAUCAAUCGUCGACGGCAAGCUCGAGAACUGCGCCUCCAAAGGCAUGCCUGACUGGCUCCUGCUAGCCGUGCGUCCUGGUGGCAUCCAUUGCCAGCUCAGGCGCCGCUCGGACUCGGUCGACGGCCGCCCAAGUGCUUGGCUCGUGCCCAGCCGACCGGCAGGCGACGCCCACUCACUGCUAGGCUAA
Messenger RNA from Emiliania huxleyi CCMP1516, 270 nucleotides. RefSeq lists its product as hypothetical. Bases 1 to 270 code for a protein of 89 amino acids. NCBI's taxonomy places the organism in Eukaryota, Haptophyta, Isochrysidales, Noelaerhabdaceae. The record is from RefSeq and is a predicted model, not a curated record. The transcript is spliced from 4 exons.